AUGUUGGACGCAUGGAUCGCCCUACCACUACCCUUAAAAUCACACGUUUUGGACCGGUCAGAAAGGGCCUGGGAGACAAGCGCUACUAUAUCGCUUCUCAGAUCCUUCUGUGCGCACAUGAAAAAAAGGCAUCAUGAUCACCCUAUUCCCAUGCUUUGGCUGGGCGCUGCCGGUUGGUGGCCGGUGCGCUUAGACAGCUACGUCAAUUGUUUGUUUGGUGUUAAGGUUCUAACAAUGCACACGUCCAAGUCAAAGUUCUGUUCACAGCCUUGGUCUGCUAUUUGA
Molecule: messenger RNA, 285 nt
Organism: Fusarium venenatum
Lineage: Eukaryota; Fungi; Ascomycota; Sordariomycetes; Hypocreales; Nectriaceae
Source: RefSeq, a predicted model, not a curated record